Messenger RNA from Williopsis jadinii, 393 nucleotides. RefSeq names its product RNA recognition motif domain-containing protein. Lineage: Eukaryota; Fungi; Ascomycota; Saccharomycetes; Phaffomycetales; Wickerhamomycetaceae. The record is from RefSeq and is a predicted model, not a curated record. The transcript has 2 exons. Bases 1 to 393 code for a protein of 130 amino acids. Gene Ontology annotation, molecular function: RNA binding.
AUGUCGUUUGCCAUUCGUACUGCCGAGAAUUACGUGGAGGUUCCUCUCGUGUUUAGUACUCGAACAACGUAUUCCUUUGGUGGAGUAGAUAACCAGAAUAGGAUGAGUAGUACAGUGAGAGUGUCGAAUCUGCCGGCUCAGCCCAAUACUGUGGAAACAGUGCAGCAGUUGUUUGAGAGUUUUGGUAACAUUCUUCAACUGACACAGCAUUCGUCGUCUUCGUCAUACAUCGAUGUUCAGUUUCAAGAUAUCGGCGAUGCCCAAGAGGCUGUAAAUAACAUGGAAGGGUUCGAGCUCUUUGGCAAAUACCUCCACGUGAGUAAGAUCAAAGAGAAUGACGAUUCAAAUGCGGUGCAGCACGAUAAGAAACCGGUAUGGGAGCAGGAGCAGUGA